Molecule: messenger RNA, 1808 nt
Organism: Centropristis striata (black sea bass)
Lineage: Eukaryota; Metazoa; Chordata; Actinopteri; Perciformes; Serranidae
Gene: rab32a
Product: RAB32a, member RAS oncogene family
Exons: 3
Coding region: 96-737 (213 amino acids)
Biological process (GO): vesicle-mediated transport
Cellular component (GO): vesicle; Golgi apparatus; trans-Golgi network
Molecular function (GO): GTPase activity; GTP binding
Source: RefSeq, a predicted model, not a curated record
UCCCUGCAGCAGCUCCUCACAGGAAGCCUACAUGAGCGAGAAAGCAGAAGCUGUUUGAGUUUGUUGAGAAAAGUUGUGUCAGUGUCGGUGUCAGCAUGGCCGGGGGCUCGGUGUCUGAGUGCAAGGAGUACUUGUUCAAAGUUCUGGUCAUCGGGGAGUUAGGCGUCGGGAAAACGAGCAUCAUUAAACGCUACGUGCACCAGCUUUUCUCACAGCACUACAGGGCGACCAUCGGGGUCGACUUCGCACUGAAAGUUAUCAACUGGGACAGCAAAACGCUGGUGCGACUACAGCUGUGGGAUAUCGCAGGUCAGGAGAGAUUUGGGAACAUGACACGAGUGUACUACAAAGAGGCUGUGGGGGCGUUCGUGGUGUUCGAUGUGACGAGGGGCUCCACGUUCGAGGCGGUGUCUAAGUGGAAGCACGACCUGGACAGCAAGGUGAAGCUGGCUAAUGGCAACCCCAUCCCCUCCGUGCUGCUCGCCAACAAAUGCGACCAGAAAAAAGACAGCUCCAACAACACAGCCCUAAUGGACAAUUUCUGCAAAGAGACCGGCUUUCUGGGCUGGUUUGAAACCUCAGCGAAGGACAACAUCAACGUGGACGAGGCAGCACGCUUCCUGGUAGAGAGUAUCUUGUCUAACGACAAAGGUUUGCCGUACGAAGAGAGCAAUGGAGACCGGAUCAAACUGGACCAGGAGACUGUGGCUGCUGAGAGCAAGUCAGGCUGCUGCUGACACUCGAUCUUUUCAUAUUAGCCAUCCACCUUCCUUUGGCAGGGUCCAACCCGAGCACCCAGCCUGUGGCUCUCAGCCCUCCACUGCAGCCUCUCGGAGGAAUAUGAAUUCUUGGGUUUCAAAGCUCCAGGAUCUUCUCCUCUCUGCACUGAUGCCGUUGGACUUGCACAUCCAAGUUUCUUAUUGUAGUUUUCCCUGUAGGCCAGAAUAGAAGCCUGAUUUUUAUCUUGACGUGGUUGCAAAUGUUGCAUAUCAGGCCGUUUCCUUCUUCGUCCCACCCCUCUAAAUCACAGCAUUGUUAUUAUUGUGUAUGUCUCACUGCGUAUUGUGUAUUUCUCCACCCAACCCUCUGUAUUUAAUCCCUGCUGCUCCUCUGAAGCCCUGGACUAUACCACGCCUGAGAUGGGGUGCAAACUAAGCAGGAAUUUGCAAAACACAAGCUAUAAAAUGACUUGUAUCCUCUUCAUUUCCGUCACUUUGGUCUGUUCUCUCUCAGUAUCCCUGUCAUUCAGCAUCUACCUGUGAAACAAGACACCUAUUGCUCAGUGUUGACGUAUUUCUUCAUGGAUGGAUGUUAAUGACAAUAUCUAUUACAGCACACUCAUGUUUGUGCUUCCAGCUGUUAGACUACUGUGUAAAAAAAAAAGCAUUAUCAAAGUGUUAUCUCAUAUUGCUGUCAUGAAUUGUUGCCAUAUUUUCUCUGUAAUGUGCCAUAAUGCAGUUUCUGUUAUGUUUAUUAGAUGGGAACACUUUUGUUAUUCAUUCAAACUUGUACAAAGACAGAUGGAAGGGACGGUAUUUCAGUAAAAAACUACUUUUGCGGUACUAUACGAGAUACUGUCUUUCCACCAGUAUGACAAUGCAGAUCUGAGUUACAGUAUGCAUUUUUUUUAAUGUGUCGGGUCUUGCUUUAUGCAACUGGUGUGGUAUCUUAUUCAUGACACUCUCCUGUACAUUCAAGUAUUCAGAUGAAAUAUGAAUAAUUUUUUAAAAACAUUGAGAUGGAUUUAAGUUUACAUGUGAAAAAACGUUAAAUAUACAAGACCAAAAUAGAAUAAACAUUUUAACAGA